Molecule: messenger RNA, 3086 nt
Organism: Mya arenaria
Lineage: Eukaryota; Metazoa; Mollusca; Bivalvia; Myida; Myidae
Product: annetocin receptor-like
Exons: 3
Coding region: 415-1602 (395 amino acids)
Biological process (GO): neuropeptide signaling pathway
Cellular component (GO): membrane
Molecular function (GO): neuropeptide receptor activity
Source: RefSeq, a predicted model, not a curated record
GUAAACAGAUCUCAAGGUAACAUUCCAUUAUAAUCAUGAAACUAGUCAGUUUGCUUUGAUUAGGUCGAGCACAAUAAAGAAUAUUCCUCAAUAACGAUCACUAUGUAUUGGUAUAAAAAUGGAUUGAGGUUAUACAGACUAAAUAAAGUGGAACAAAUAACAAAACCUGAAAACAAUAAUGGAAUGCUAUCCAUGCGUGCGUUGAAUAUCUACUCUUUUAAGUAUUUGUAUUGAUCUGAAUGACACAUAUAGCUCAACUAAUGAAACUUAAAUACUUGCAUUAUUGCGUGUAUCAGGAAAGGGAAUAUUCUGUGAUGUUUUCUUUUAUCUGGGAGCUUAUUCUCCAGAAGGAAUAUAUUUUCAGUGGAGCGUUAGUGCGGUGUAUACUUAAAGAGCCACGGGAGGAAACUGAAGAUGUAUACAACUUUACCAAAAUCAUGGCGGGACGAAUUCGACGUCAACGCCACGUUGACGGAACUCAACGACGCUUUGGUCACGCUACACCUUCCGGCCAUUGUCAUCUGCGCUACGCUUGCAGUGAUCGGGAUCAUCGGAAACUUGAUCGUGUUAAGCGUCUACAUACCCCACCCAAGCUCAUUUUCACGUGUGUUUAUUCUGUGGCUUGCUGUAGUAGACUUUAUAGCGUGCAGCGUCGGAACGCCUCUUCUGGUGUUUAGCAUGAUCCAUCCGUACCAGUUUCCGUCCGAGAACGUAUGCAAAACGUUACGUUUUGUCCACGUUUUUCUUGUUGGGACGUCAGUGUUUAUAUUUGUUAGUAUUGCCAUUGAAAGGCACCGGGCUAUAUGCAUUUUUGAGUUGGUUGAAAUGAAAACAAGGCGAAUGCAUUUCAUGUGUAUUGUGUCUUGUAUUAUGGGAGUAGUAGUGGCCGUCCCAGCUAUAUUUAUUUACGGAGUAAGGACAGUCAAAACUGGAGUUCACAAUAUCACAGGGACUGAAUGCUUUGUUGAAGACCACUUUAUACAGACUGAUUCAAUAUGGCCCAAAAUAUACUUCCCAUUUCAAUCCAUAGUCGUGAGUAUAUCAUUUGCUACAUUGCUUGUGUUGUACAUUCGGAUUGGACGACAGUUAAAGUGGCAUUUGAAAUUCACGAGACGUUACUCCACAAGCUCGAUCUUAGACAAGUCAACCAAAUCAAGCCAGUCACUGUGUACACAAAAAGAUGCGACAAGCACACAUAAAAACACAGCUGGAAGUGUCUUAAUGAAGACCACGGCGUCAGAACAAACUGAGGGAACGUACAGACUACACACGCCCGUUGGGAAGGCAGCGUCCAACGCCGCUAGCCGCGUAAAUAGAGCCGCCCAUGAGAUGACCAGCAUGUUUUGUUGGUUGACGGCCGUUUUUGUGCUCUCAUUCAUUCCUCAUCUUGCUUUUAUAAUCUACUCUACCUUUCGACCUGAUUUUGCGCAGGAUAUGACAUCAUUACAGGUUGUGACGUAUAACAUUUUUCUGAGAUCGUUUGUGAUAAAUAACAUGGCGAAUCCUCUGGUAUAUUUCGCAUGUGUAAGUGACUUCCGAAGAGACUUUAGGAAUUUAAUCUGCAAACUUUUCUGUUGCUGCAGGUGUUCAUGGACGAAGUAAAGGGAAACCUGUCAAAUACGAUUGGGCUUUUUUUUAAACCUUAAUUAGCUUAUUUUUAGAUAGUGAAAAAGUUAUUCUAUGUCGUUUUUAUACUAGAAGGCUAUAUAGUUGAGGAUCACGUCGUUGCUACGCUUUAAUGUCAACUCAUAUAUGAAUUGUGGCGUGUCAGGUCUAUGACUUUGUUGUCCGUUAGGGAACAAAAAAUAGCUGAACAUGAAUUGUGUCUACAUCUUAGGCUCAUGCACUAAACUUCAGCUUCUACUAAACCUAAAUGCCCUGAAAUGGUUUAAACUCAAAGGUAUAGGGCAUGAACUGAAAUAUAUUCACAUGCCCAGAAUAAGCAUUCUUACCUUCAAAUUAGAUUCUAAAUUUCAUCGUAAAUAAAACCAGCAAUGUGAGUAGGUUCCAUGUGCUAUACUCAGGUUGACAGCUGAAGAGCCAGUGUCAGAGAUGUAGGUCAAUCCUCAUUAUUAUGUGUGUUCAUAUUAUUAAAAAUUAAAUACACUUGGAAUCGAAAAUGGUUCUUUAAUAUUAAACAUAUGACGAAAUGAAUUGAAUGGAGUUGUUAGGAAUUGCAUUGAAUGUACUAUUCUCGAUGUAAUGUAUAGAAAAGUGGAUAGCUCAUUCCAUUUUUGGUCACACAUGUAGGAAGCGUUAGCUGUCUUUUUUAAUUGAGAACAUUUUAAUACAUUUGUCGUUUCCCAUCUUCAUCAAAAACAAGUACAUUCAAAUAUAUCUUUGAACGAUGGGCCAAAAAGACAAUAUUUGACAAUAUCUUUAGAAAAUACGUGUACAAUCUGUAAGGCAGUUUCUUAUUAAAAUACGUGUACAAUAUGUUAGACAAUAAUAUCUUACGAAAAUAGGUGCACGCUCUGUAAGGCAAUCAAUGUGUUAGGCAAUGUCUUACGAAAAUACGUGUAUAAUAUGUUAGGCAAUGUUUUACAAAAAUACGUGUUCAAUAUGUUAGAUAAUCUUACGAAAAUACGUGUACAAUCUUUUAGGCAAUGUCUUACGAUGAUACGUUUACAACCUGUAAGACAAUCUCUUAUGAAAGUACGUGUACAAUCUGUUACGCAAUCUCGUAUGAAAAUACGCGUACAAUCUGUUUGACAAUCUUUUACAAAAAUACGUGUUCAAUCUGUUACGCAAUCUCUUUUGAAAAUACUUGUACAAUCUGUAAGCAAUCUCUUACGAAAAUACGUGUACAAUCUGUUAGGCAAUCUCUUACGAAAAUACUUGUACAAUCUGUAAGCAAUCUCUUACGAAAACACAUGUACAAUAUGUUAGGCAAUCUUUUGUGGAAAUACGUGUACAAUCUGUUAGACAAUUGCUUUAUGAAAAUACGUGUAUAAUCGGUUUUGACAAUCUCUUGUGAUAAUAGGUGUACAAUCUGUUAGGCAAUCUGUUAUCAAAAUACAUGUAUAGUCUGUUUGACAGUAUGAAUGUUUGGUAAUCUCUUAUACAAAAUAAAUGAGUGAACUGCU